AUGACUUCAUCUAUUGAUCAAGCAGAUACUCUGGAAUUAUCAUCAACAAUAUCUAUGAUAACACCAGCUGAAAUUCGAGCUAAUCUUGCUCAAAUACGUUAUCAACGAUGUGUUUUAAUCAAACAUGACAUGUUUCCUCGUUUAAGGGAUGUUCAACUGCUAAUUCAACAUAACUUAAUGGAUAAAUUGAUUAAAGUGCUUGACGGGAAUGAUCAAGACAAAGUAUGGGAGAUACCUGAAGAUGUCGAAAGCCGUCUUUGCUUUCUUGAAAAAGUAGACAACGAUCUUGAUAGUGAAGAUGACGACGACGACGAAGAAGAAGAGCAAGAUAACAAUAACUCGAAUAUGUCAACAACGAAUGCUCAGCCAAAUAAUGCAUCUAAAACAAAUGAUGUAUCAACACAAACUGAUCCUCUUCAUUAA
Adineta ricciae is the source of this 423-nucleotide messenger RNA. NCBI's taxonomy places the organism in Eukaryota, Metazoa, Rotifera, Eurotatoria, Adinetida, Adinetidae. The record is from the annotation of a GenBank genome assembly.